Molecule: messenger RNA, 4637 nt
Organism: Paramormyrops kingsleyae
Lineage: Eukaryota; Metazoa; Chordata; Actinopteri; Osteoglossiformes; Mormyridae
Source: RefSeq, a predicted model, not a curated record
ACGGAGCGAGAUGGAUCGUCACACCGCGUUUGGAGGAAUUGGUGACUUGAUAGGCAUAUUUUGGAUUCUAGAGUCUCUAUACUUUAGACUUACAUGGCACGUACCUUCACAGAUUACAGGCGCUUAUUUACGUCGGUUAGUGUAUAACUGCGGGUGGAAAACGAGGAAAUGCAAACUCCACACACACAGCGAAGAUGGGAUUUGAAAUAUCGGUUCAUCUGGGAAAGUAACAUAAAUCCACUAUAUUAAAUAUUAUUAUGUCGAUUUCAGGAGUUUAAUUACAAGGAUAAAAAAGCAGCAUAACGGAGGAAGAAGCUCUACCAGACACAAUGCCCGGUGAAGUUUCUAAGGACGAGGUGUACGCGAAUUCCUAUAUCAACGACGCCUUCCUGGAAGACGAGAAUCCCAGAGAGGAUGAGAAGGACCCCCCACCUCCGGAGGAGCCGACUCCGGCGUCAAAUGAAAAAGGAUUGUUUAGAAGAAAAAAAAAGGAACCAAAGGAACCAGCGAAGCUGGUUGGAUUUUUCCAAUUAUACCGCUUUGCCAAACCUCUGGAUAUUAUUUUAAUGAUUGUGGGGCUAAUCUGUGCCGCAGCCAAUGGGGUCGCUCUGCCGCUCAUGUGUGUGGUCUUUGGCCAGAUGACGGACAGCUUCGUCCAGAGCGGUCAACCCUUAAACCUUACAGCUUCAGGCAAUUUUACUCCCAGUUAUGCCAGCUCUGACAAUUGUCCUACCAUGCCUGGAGUGGAUAUCGAAUCCAUGAUGGCUAAUCGUGCCUAUUACUUUGUGGGGAUUGGAGUAGCAGUACUCAUUCUUGGAACAUUUCAAGUCAUGCUUUUCCUGCUGGCAGCUACCAGACAGACAAAAAGGAUCCGUGAGAGAUACUUCCAUUCAGUGAUCCACCAGCAAAUGGGAUGGUUUGACACACAUCAGAUCGGAGUGCUAAUUACCAGACUGACAGAUGAUAUUAACACAAUCAACGAUGGGCUGGGAGACAAGAUCUGUUUGUUUGUGCAGUUUUUCUGCACAUUCAUUGCUGGCCUCAUCAUUGGGUUCAUCAAUGGUUGGAAGCUGACCCUUGUCAUCCUAGCAGUCAGUCCACUUCUUGCUGGAUCUGCUGCAGUCUGGUCCAAGAUCAUUGCCUCCCUGACCAGUAAGGAGCUUUCAGCAUAUGCCAAGGCAGGAGCAGUUGCUGAGGAAAUUCUUGUGGCUAUCAGGACAGUCGUGGCUUUCAAUGGGCAGAAGAAAGCAGUGGAGAAGUACGAAUCUAACUUAGAGGAGGCCAAAAAUUUUGGGGUGAAGAAGGCCAUCACAACCAAUGCGGCAAUGGGACUCACUCAGUUCAUUAUAUUUGGGACGUACGCCCUGGCCUUUUGGUAUGGAACAAAGCUUGCAGUCGACGAACCUGAAAACUACUCCAUUGGACAAGUUCUCACUGUGUUUUUUGUUGUGAUGAUCGGUGCAUUUUCUCUGGGUCGAGGAACUCCAAACUUGGAGAGCGUAGCCAAGGCUCGUGGGGCGGCCUAUGAGAUCUACAAGACCAUCGACCUGCCGCGUCCGAUUGACAGCAGCUCAAAGGAAGGUCACAAGCCAGAAACGGUGAAAGGAGACAUAGAAUUCAAGAACAUUCACUUCAGCUACCCAUCCAGGAAGGAUGUGAAAAUCCUACAGGGUGUGAAUCUGGUGGUCCCUCGUGGAAAGACCAUUGCCCUAGUGGGAGCCAGUGGCUGUGGAAAGAGCACCACCAUCCAGCUUCUGCAGCGCUUCUAUGACCCAGAUGCUGGAGAGAUCACUCUGGAUGGCCAUGACAUCCGCACGCUCAAUGUGAAAUGGCUGAGGGAGAACAUCGGCAUUGUCAGCCAGGAGCCUGUGCUCUUCGGAACCACGAUUGCUGAAAACAUCCGCUACGGCUGGGAGAACGCCACGGACGAGGACAUUGAGCGUGCCGUGAAGGAGGCCAACGCCUACGAGUUCAUAUCUAAACUCCCUGAUAAGAUGAACACGAUGGUCGGGGAACGGGGGGCCCAGCUGAGUGGGGGGCAGAAGCAGAGGAUCGCCAUCGCCAGAGCCCUGGUGAAAAAUCCCAAAAUCCUGCUGCUUGAUGAGGCCACCUCUGCUCUGGACACUCAGAGCGAGUCUAUUGUACAGGCUGCCCUAGAUAAGGCACGGGCCGGCCGGACGACGAUAAUCAUCGCUCACCGCCUGUCGACUAUCAAGACGGCCGACAUCAUCGCGGGCUUCAGUGACGGUGUGGUGACUGAGCAGGGAACCCACAGCCAGCUCAUGGCCUUGAAGGGGGUCUACUACUCAUUAGUCAUGCAGCAGAAUUCAGGUAAAGCAGAAAAUGCAAGUGAGUCAAGUGAAGACGACUCGUUUGAUGAGGAUGUGGAGGAGGAGUCCAUUGAGGAGGGCCCAGUCUAUGCAGAAAUUCUAAACAAUGAUGUAGAAGAACAUGGCACAUCCCAGAACGUCUCUCUGAGGCAUACAGGCAGCUUCCGGCGGAGAUCUUCCAAGAAGAAGAAGAAGAAGAAGUUUCUCAAGAAACCUGCAGAUAAGGAGAAUAAGGAGGAAGAGAAGGUCCCAGAAGUUCCAUUCAAAAGAAUUUUAGCUUUGAAUAAGCCGGAGUGGCCUUAUUUGGUGAUUGGGGUGCUUGCCAGUUUAGUGGGCGGAGCCGUCUAUCCCUGCCUCGCUAUUGUCUUUGCAAAAAUAAUUGGGGUCUUUGCUGAAACUGACCCGGAAGUGAAACGUCAGAAAACCCUGAUGUUUUCAUUGCUUUUCCUUCUGAUUGUUCAGGAAAUCGGCUGGUUUGAUGACAGCAGAAAUGCGGUGGGAGUUUUAACUACUAAACUGGCAACUGAUGCGUCACUGGUCAAAGGGGCAGCAGGAUCCAGACUUGGCCUGGCUACGAACACCAUAUGUGGUCUGACCAUCGCCAUCGUCGUGGCCUUCAUCUUCAGCUGGCAGCUCACACUCCUCAUACUCGCCUGCGUGCCUAUCCUCUCGGGGGCCAACUUCAUACAGAUGAGGGCCACUGGUGGCCAUGCUUCCAAAGACCAGAAAGCCCUGGAACUUUCUGGAAAGAUCUCCACAGAAACUGUUGAGAACUUCAGGACGGUUGUGUCUUUGUCACGAGAAGAAGUAUUUUUACAGAAAUUCAAAGAUAGUUUGAGUUACCCAUACAAGUCUGCGCUACAUAAAGCCCCCAUCUAUGGAUUGACCUACGCCCUUGCCCAGGCAAUUCCAUACUUUGUCAACGCUGCGAUUUUCCGUUUCGGCGCGUGGCUUAUAGCGCAUUGCUACACGCAGUACGAGAAUGUUUUUCUUGUGUUCUCCGUCAUUGUCUUUGCUGCCAUGAACAUUGGACAGUCCUCCAGUUUUGCUCCAGAUUUUGCGAAGGCAAAGGCAUCUGCACAGCGAAUAUUAGCCUUGCUGGAGAGGAAGCCUGAGAUCGACAUUUACAGUGAGAAGGGCGACAUGCCUGUAAACUGCACGGGGAACAUUGAGUUCCAUGACGUCCAGUUCAUGUACCCGACCAGGCGGAACGUGAAAGUGCUGCAAGGCCUGAAUGUGUCUGUAAGCUCGGGCCAGACUCUGGCCCUGGUUGGUGGGAGUGGCUGUGGGAAAAGCACUUCUAUACAGCUGCUGGAGCGUUUCUACGACGUCGCUUCUGGACACGUGUCUCUGGACGGGCACGACAUCAAGACCCUGAACCUGGCCUGGCUGCGCUCUCAGCUGGGCCUGGUGUCUCAGGAGCCCAUCCUGUUUGACUGCAGCAUUGCUGAGAACAUCCAGUAUGGCGACAACAGCCGUCACGUCUCCCAGAUGGAGAUUGAGGAAGCGGCCAAGAGUGCCAAUAUCCAUACCUUUAUCCAGAGUCUUCCAGAGACAUACAGCACCAGGGUAGGGGACAAAGGUGCCCAGCUGUCUGGGGGGCAGAAGCAGAGGAUUGCUAUCGCCCGGGCACUAGUGCGUCACCCAAAGGUGUUGCUGCUGGACGAGGCCACCUCCGCACUGGACACCGAGAGCGAAAAGAUCGUGCAGCAGGCUCUGGACAAGGCGCGGCUCGGUCGCACCUGUGUGGUCAUCGCCCACCGUCUCUCCACCAUCCAGAACGCAGACACCAUCGCCGUCAUCCAGAAUGGAAGGGUGGUCGAACAAGGAACGCACAGCGAACUCAUGCAGAGAGAGGGGGCCUAUUACGCCCUAGUAAAUGCCCAGGUGUCUCACUGAGGCGAAUGUCUCUGCUGCUUCUCAUUGCCCAGAAGUUAGCUGUGACCCAAAUAUUAUAAUGGAUAACUUGCCAAAGUAUUAUUUAUCGUUGUUUUAACCACUGAACGUGGGGUGCAGUACACAACAUAGAUAUGUAUUCUGACAGACUCUCCAGUGUAACGACGAUAGGCUGAUUUUGAAGGAAUUACACACCAGUGAGAAUGAUGUACAAACAAUAAGGUGUAAUCGAUAGCCAUGCUCUGUACUGACUGGUGAUUCUGAAACUUUCAUUCAGACAUAACUAUCACACUGUAACAUUAAUGUAUUCUGUUGCAAUAUCAUGCAUUAUUUAAAUUUGGAGUUGGAGUUUUACAUGAGAUAUAUGCCAUUAAUUUCCUUUGUGUGAUUAAAAAAAAAACAAUGAGGGGA